UUGGAUCCGCGGAUCGUUUCAGAUUGGAAUCAUCUCCACGGGAUUCUUGCCUUGUGACGCAAGUGCCCUAAUGUUUAAAAAGUUCUUAUUCGAUUUUGAUCAAAAGAAAACUACUGUACCGGAACGGUUAAAAAAAAAGUUGAAAUGAUUUUAACUUUUUUUUCGAUCCGUUUCGAUCCGUCGCGGAUCAGUCAUGUGACCAUUUUUGCAUCCAAAGCGCUUGCGCAACACAAAAUCUGAUCCGAUCCGCGGAUCAUUUUCCGGAGUGGGUUUUCGGCUUGACGCAGUGUAAUUUAGUUUCACAGUAAGAGCAAUGCUUUUAUGUGUCAAGCAAGGAAUUAGGCAUAAAGAUCAUUUGGCUACCGCAUCUUUAGGCCUUUAGAACAAAUCAUACAAGGAAAUUUUGUGACCAGUUCGCGUACAUGCAACCAUGUAAUUCUUAUCCAAGGGAUCGUCGGAUAAAUUUACUCGCGGAGCCAUGAUGCAUUCUUCAAGAAGAUGCUUAUUGGCAAGGAAAGGUAAAUGUACUAAGAAGAACUGUUUAGCUCGCCAAGCAAUAUUGGAAAAUCUUUUCAAAUCUUGUGCAUUGGCACUUGUGCAUCAAACUUUGAAUGGAAGGCAAGGAUCACACAGAACGCCAUGCGGGGCGAAUGACGGAAAUUCAAGUGGGGGCAAUGGCAUCUCAACCAACAGAAGAGGUAGGGGCUAUUCACGUACUGGUUGCAACCGUUCAAACGACAGAAGUAAAUUGAGUGAAAUGAAAAGACGAAAGAUGCACAAGCCUCCUGAAGAUGAAGAGCCAAGGGUAAAAAUAUACCUUGCAAAGUAUGUCAAUUCACUUAUUGCGGCAAAAAUUCCUUUAAAGCGUGCAUUAACUUUACAUUACGACGUGCCAAAAAUCUGUAGACACUACCUUGGUAGAAAUGAUGUUACCAACGCCGAAAUAUUAGCGAUCUGGAGAUAUCAUAAACGAAAUUAUCGACUCAUUUCAUAUAAGUACAAAAAGAUUGUAGGAAAUGUAAUGUGUGCUGAAAAGUUCGUGGAGGCAGCAAAUGAUUUGGUUGAAAAAGUUCACUCCUCGUUAACAUCAGCAGUAUCCAGAGAGCCUUCAGUAGAAGAGACAAAUAGCAAUGUUACCUCUGAGAAAGUUGCCAAUGCCGAUGCUAGGGGUAAAGAGAGGGAGGCAGACCAUUCAUUUGAUCAGUUGGAUUGUGAUAAAGGUGAAUCCUUAUUGCCUAUUACAGAGAUAAAGAAAGGUCAGGAAAUAGGUACGGAUGCCGAAAGGGAUUGCUUCGAAGAUUUUGGACUGUCGGAAAAAUUAGCCAGCUUACUUACUGGUAGUGAUAUUACUGGUAGGAAAGAGUUCAAAAAGAAGAUGGAUGGUGUGAAAAGAGUCAUGCCCUUAGACCCUGUAUGGAGAAAUCUUGAGAUCAAAACAUUAAAGGGUGGGAGUCGUCGUUUCGCGGGUGAGUGGACUGCAUUCUUUAGCAAAAUGAUCGAAAAAUUCAAUCCAUUCUGUGUGUUUGCAUUCAAGCAUAACCACAUAAAAAACGAAGCUUCGAGAAAAAAGAAAAGCCCGUUUUUCAAAGCAAGUGGAUUUUGUACCAUUAAAAAAUGCAAAUGUAAUGUUCUGCUUUGCAUUGAGAGCGAGCACAGUAAGGACAUAAAUAUAGAUUUUCGAGGGGAUGCAGUCCAUGAUGCAUCCAAUUUACGUGCCCGAAGAAUGACUGGAACAGAAAGAAAUAAUCUGAAAGAUGUAUUCAGAGAAACGUCCUCGAAACCAUCUGGGUUAUACAGACAAAAGCUUAAAGAAAUAACGGCAGACGCUUACUCUGCUGGCAAUAGGUCAGGGUGCGGAGUGUCUGCAAAGGCAUUUCAACAUAUAUCAGCUGAGGCCAAGGCAUUGGAAAGUGAUGCCAGCAUUGUAGCUGAGAAAAUACGGGCUUCUGACAAAAAAAUAAGAGAUUAUAAUAGAGUACACUUCAAGUCCAUGAUGGAAAAACAGACAAUAUUGGGCUUUGUGCAAUCAAAUGACGUAACGAAUGACAGUUUGUGUGUUGUUCUGUUUGAUGAAGGUAGUGUUAGACUUUUUCGUCAUGUCUGCUCAAAAGACGUGUUGUUUUUUGAUGCAACUGGAACAAUAAUAAAACCGAUCAAAGGAUUUAAUAGGAUCCUUUUAUAUUCCUUAACAACUAGAGAUCCGUUUGGAAAUUCACCACCAAUACCUGUGGCUGAACUUAUUUCCUCCACGCAUACAGCAAGCUCAAUUCAACGAUUAUUUGCAUUGCUUCGGGCGAAGGAAAAAUCUUUGUAUGGCAAUAACAUUCAACCAUUCGCAAUUAGAACAGACUUUAGUAGUGCAGUCAUCUCCUCCUGCUUACUAGAGUUCAACUAUGGUAUGACUGUUGAAAGUUACGUGAACCAAUGUUACGAUAUGUUGCAAGGAAAAUGCGCCAAUAUAAGCAUAACGCUUGUUUUAAUAUGCGCAGCCCACAUUUCAAAAUCAAGUGCGAAGUUUGUGGAGAGACAUGCAGGGAAAAGAAUUACUUCAGACAAUUUGCCAUCAGUGAAACAUCUUGUGAUGAGAAUAAUCGGUUUGUUGACAAACAUUGAAACGAUGGAAGAUGCUACCGACAUAAUAAAAUUAGCUUACAUUGCAUUUAUGUCAGAAUUUACUGACCCAAAUGUACAAGAUGCUCUUGACAAUUUAUCAAGAAUAGUGAACGAAUUCAGAAUGAAUACCAAAGAAAAUGCUAUUACAGAUAAUGAUAACGAAGCUGAUUGUAUUGUAGUUGCAUCAAAGUCAUCUAAUAAAUUCAAGAAACAUAUAGAGCGACACUUACAAGCCAUUGAUCUACCGAUCGACGUCUUUGAAACAAGAAACAAGUAUUUCUUUCCGGAGUAUAUGGACUACUUUCAGUCGGUUCUGGUACCAUAUCUCCCAUUAUGGACCAGAAUCAUGCUUUCUUUAGAAAGAAGCCCAGUCAUGAAGAGCCAUUCAACCACUGGAAAAAGCCUUGUUGGAAAGAGGAUGUUUGACGUUGGAAAUACCAACGCAUAUGCCGAAAAUUAUUUUGCUUUUAUAAAGCAAAGCUUUUCAUGCUCAUCGGUACCGAUUGACGAAUUUAUCUAUAAACACUUUCAAAAUGUUUGUGGUCUUAGGCGGCAGUUUAUAGAUUCGUUGCGGGUGAAUAGCUCUAAAAACACUGGAAGCUUGAAGCGCCUAGAGAGGUCAACGCCCCGUUAUCCAAAUGAUGAAAACGUUUUGUGUGAAAAGAGCAGCGAAGCUGAAAUGGAGGAAGAGGAAGAAUGGCAAAAACCAUGUACUAGAAAAGAUACCAGCCAUAUUUCUGGGCAGUAUUCUGAGCCGCCGACUACUCCAAUUGUUUUCAAAGCAACGCCUAAACUAAUAAACAGAAAGAUUGACUUGCAAAGCAAUAAAGGAAUUAGAUCUAAAGAAGACAGAAUGCGAUUCAAUGCCUACAAAGCGAAAAAUUGGUCAUCUGUAUCUAAAACACUGCCAACCACUGAAAAGUGCAUAACUGAGCUACGAAGGCGUUUUCUAAAUCUUUCUGAUUCAGAAAAGCAGGAUAUUUCUACACCAAAGUCUCGAGGUAAAGAGGUAUACUGUAUUUGUAAGCAGUCAUUCAGGCCGUCAGGCUCUUGCAUGGUUCAAUGCAAUGUGUGCGAAGACUGGUUCCACUCUUCGUGCAUUAAACUGGAGGAUGAAUUUUUGGCAAAUAUGAUACCCCGAUACCACUGCAGCAUAUGCCUAGAGAAGCUAUUUAGAGGUACAGCUCAGCUGGUGAGUCAUUACGAUGACCGAAUAAAUGAUGAUGCUAGCGGAUUAAUAAAACAAGUUUUUGAAGAAUUUGAUUUAUUGGACCCUGCCAUCAAAGCCAUAGUCUGCAAGCAUCUAUUUUUAGACACAGAGAUUAACAGACAUUAUCCAAGCAUUGAUCUUCUUGGUCAUGACCGUGGCAUUACCAACAACAAAAACAACUGCUGGUUGAAUUGCAUUGCACAGGUAAUGUGUGGUACUGGCAUAGCUGACCUAUUAUUUUCGUACGAUGGAAGUAAAGACCUGCCAAUCUCCCAGGCUCUCUUACUUUGUCGUUUGCGGCUAAUGAAAAACCAAAAAGCUCCAUUGAGUUUGCGAAUGGUGGAAGAUGUCGGACUUCAUGCUCAAGGGAAAAGCAGUCAAGGUGAGCGUUUUGAUGCUAGCUCAGGAACUCAAAGAGAUGCAUCAGAAUUUUAUGCAACAAUCAUAACAAAUUACUUGGAAAGUGUCCCAAGUGAAGAAAUGAUUAACGAUCUCCAGUUUGUUUGCUUAGAUCUUCGAUGCUGCUUGAACUGUAAAGGCAUGGCUGGGUCUGUUCAUCGAAACACUAUGUUUAACGUAGCGGUGGUUGACUCCCCUGACCCAGUCAAGCUGACAAACCUUAUAUGGUUGCAACUCAUGGGAAAGCACUACGACGACCCAAGCUACAGUAAAACUGUCUGUCGUGAACAAUGCAAGAACUGUUCCGUUUGGGAAGCAACUGUCAUCCACAAUUUUCCAACGAUUCUAGUGAUCCAGCUGAAGCGUGCAACUUGGCAAGGACGAGGGCGAAUAGUUCAAACACCCGUUGAUAUUGAGAAAGAGCUGGAUCUAGAACAGUACUCUGCAAGAAAAACGCAUUCUAAUCAUGUUUAUAAACUGAAGGCAGCGGUUUCGCAUUAUGCCUAUACUAGUGGAAGUGGACACUACGCAACGCACCUAUUCGAUAAGAAAACGGUCAAGACCUUUGAUGACACUUCAGUAAAAGUAAGAAAUGCAGAUAGCUUUAUGAACCUCCAGACAUUCAAAAAAUCCUGCCAUUUAUUAUUCUUCUUCCUGGAACCUAAAAACAAGAACAACUAUUCACUUUGCGAGGUGCCAACAAUUCCUAGAGCAGAACAACGAUUAGUUGAAAGGUACUGGUUUGGGAUGCUAGAGCCUGCUACGCCGCAGCUCACCGCACACGAUCUCCGCACACUUUGUCAUGGCAUGCCCUUGAAUGGAGAUGUCGUUUCGCAUUUCAUUUUUGCAGCAUCAAGGAUCUUUUCGGAGAGUAACAUACUCGCUACUUCGGGUACCUUCUAUGCAAACUUUUGCAGGAACAGAUUUUCAACGUCUGAGGUCAGCUCGUUUUUAUCGGUAAACGCUAUUAACACUUAUGAUGUCAUUAUUAUCCCGGUAAACUCUGAAGAAUGCCAUUGGGUUGUUGUAGCCAUAUACCCAAAAAGUAAAUGCAUUGUCUUGGCUAACUCAUUGCGACAGUCAGACCAGGGAAGGACAAUCUUUUAUAGAAUUUUGUCUCUGCUAAAACUGUCUGCCGAACUGCACGACGUAUCGUUUUAUCAACAAGAGUGGACCCUUUUAAAUCCAAGAACUUUACAGUUACAAACAGAUGAAUCCUCUUGCGGAGUUUUUGCCUGUAUAAAUGCCUACAACUGUAUGUUUCCUAGCGUUUUCUAUUCUGUCAAUGCACAAAACCUGCUCCUUUUUCGUUACUGGAUCGCACAGAUAGCAUCUUCAUUUCACGAGACAGUGAGUUUGAAACGCCAGUCUUUGCCAGAAAAUGUCAGCGAUGUCGACAUUAAUGUCAUAAGCAAAAACUUACAGAUACGCGAUAGUGUGCCUGGCUAUGGAAAAGUUAAUUUUUUCUUUGUAACGCUUAAGAAAUACGUCGACAGUCGCCAUGAAGCUUCAAAUGAAGAUUAUAGCCUAGAGUCGCAAGCAGUGGACGGCACUCACUCGACUGAUGAUUCGAUUUAUCUUGAACAGCAGGAAGUCGAGAAAAAAUUGACGUCGUUGCAGCACUUAAAAAAAACAGUUUUGAAGCGUUUAGUAUUAAACCUGAAGACAGGGAAUGAGAGAUACAUGGUAUUGGCAUUUUUUGGGAAGGAAAAACUCAUUUCUCUUUUUAAGAGAGAGCUGCGCUUCUUAGGGCAAUUGGUAACAGAUGUAGAUAUGGAGCUGUUGAAAGGAGCGCUUUAUAAAAUGUUUUGUAACGAAGUACCAGAACAUGAGUAUUUCGGUGUAUCCCUACCAACAGUCAGCUGCAUGAGAUAUGGGUUGACAUCUGUACAGUUUAUUGAUUAUAUCAUCCUGCCAGAUUUACUUUGUCUGGACUAUAUGGAUACCAAAGGAACAACAUAUGAAGAGGCGGUGAGAAGAUCAUGUGGUGAAAAUGGUUCCCGGCUGACUGUCUAUUGGAAUCAUGCAUUAUGUGCUGAUUCAACAGUGAAAGUCCGAAGAACCCUUUCCAACAAUUGCCAAAUACAAGGUGUAUUGAACGAGUUGCAAAAUGAGCGGGUUAACUGUAUAGUCGCUGAGGUGAAUGAUGUUCUGCAACCUAUGAAAAAGAAUUCGGAGAAGGUAUUAAGUAGAGCAGGCAUGACGAAUUUAUCACCUUUUGAGGAAAACAACAAAUUUGUUGAUGGGUGCAUGGUUUGCAAACCAGGGGAUCUCAAAUGCGACAAACUCGUUCUAACAAGAGCUGUAGAGCCCAGUUGUCGUUCUGGAGUGCCGAAGUCUAUGGACGUCAUGAACUGUAUGGUGGAAAGAAUUUUGCUAGAAACAACGAAGACUAACGAAGCAUCAGUAGCAAUUCCGUUACUAUGCCAACAUCAAACAAAAGAAGGCAAUUGCGACACAGCUGCAAAGCAAGUAGAAUACAUUUACCGCUAUAUUCGCAACUUCGAGAUGAGCCCUUUGUUGGUCGUAAGGCUAGUUGCAGAAACAGCAGAUGAGCUUGAAUUAAUAAAGAAAAUAAUUAUACAACAAGAGUAAGACUAAGACUUUAUAGUUUUUCCCGUAGUCUUUUGUUGCAUCUGGUGAUAUAAUCUAGUCUGCCACGUAGGAAAGUUAAAAUAUUUAACCUUUUAAAACUCUGUUCGCCUUCACUCUUCUUUAAAGAAAUGUUUAGAGAAUUGGUCAUUAUUUUCCCUGUAGCUAUUCAAUGCACACAAAGCAACUUCUUCAAGUAACCAUUGUUAGGUAGAGUUACUCAGAGAUACAGUAAAAGAAAAGAGUUUAUAUACGAUUGAAAAUAUAUACGAUUAUAAUGUUUGAUUUAAUUCUUUUUUUAAAUAUUAAUGUAUUUUAACCAAAAUGUUUAUUAGUUUAUGUAAAUGCGGUAACUAAGCCUUGUUUUAUAGUUAGUUUUAUAUAUAAUUCCCAGUUUUGUUACGUUUUGUAUAUAAUUAUAAUAGAUACAUUAGUACAAACAAUUUAAAAUUUGGGUAAGGGCCAUCUCGGCCUACGUACUUAUAUUAUAAAAAGCGAUCAGAUUGAAAAAUCUUUUUCCCACUUACUAGUUUCAGAUUGGACGAUCACUGACCUCUUUGUUAUUCUGAAGAGUUUAAUCUCCCCACCCCGACCAUCAUUAUUUUGUACCGCAAAACUUUAACUGUUUUACAAAUUUUUUUAAAAGAGUCGGAGAAAAAAAGAAAGAGACAUUUCCAUGGCACACAAUUUUUAACGUUAAUUCGACAUAUAAUGAUGAUUUUUACUUUCAUUGUUUUUACGAUCUUCUUGUUACUUUCAGCAAGCUUCAUAUUUCAUGUUGCUUCAAAAAAUGUUGUUAGAAAUGCUGCUGUUCUGUUAUUAUUUUUUAAACUGUUCUCUUGAAAUUUGUUUUUUUUCGUUUUUUACUGCCUAAAUGAAAUACUGGAUUUGCUCUUCUUCCGACACGGAGGGGCCUUACUGACAUAGGUUUGGCAAUGGUGUCCCUAUGGCCGGGAAUCUGGGGAUGGAAAAAUAUUGGCAAUGGUAUCCCUGUGGUCGUUUGGUAUCCCUGUGGUACCGCGAAUCUGGGGAUGAAAAGUACUGCCUAGGCCAACAAGCACCAUUGGAAACAAAGUGGUAGAAAAGUGGCAUUUAACUAGUAGAAAUUGACGGAGAACCGCAUAUUGCUACACAUUCUCUCGAAUUAUUGUCAUUUUGACACAUCUCAUGCUGUUUUUCGACCCAUAUUAUACAAAACGCGAAUCUGGGGAUGAAUCUGGGGAUGGAAAAUACGCAUGCCUAGGCCCGCUAAAAACAUCAAAAAUAAAUUGGCAGGAAAAAAAUUUUAUCGAGUGGAAAUAGAAAGGAAACUCUGGAAAUAACGUAUUUUCAUGCCAAUCAUUGUCAUUUCGAUACAUUUCGAGCAGUACAAGCAAGUUUUCGAAUCUGGGGAUGAAUCUGGGGAUGAAUCUGGGGAUGAAUCUGGUGCUGAAUGGUA
Messenger RNA from Rhopilema esculentum, 8252 nucleotides. The record is from RefSeq and is a predicted model, not a curated record. NCBI's taxonomy places the organism in Eukaryota, Metazoa, Cnidaria, Scyphozoa, Rhizostomeae, Rhizostomatidae.